GCAGCGGGGAACACGCCAUCUCGCCAUGGGCCGGCCGCCAAUAGCACGGCGUGCUGCCCGCAUCGCGUUCUCUCAUUCGACAGUGGGAUGAGGCUGAUUUAUAUACGCACAUCGAGCGAGAGGCACGCUCCGCCCCGCGGGGCGCACAGCCCGGAACUGGGCGCCGUGAGCUGAGUGUAGGCCAAGGGCUGCUCGGCGUGCUCAGGGCUUCUCUGUUCACCGCUUACCUAACUCCAUAAAGCCAGAUCAUGGGCUGCAGUCAAUGCAGUCAACUGUUUUGUUGCAGUUAAUCUCGCCUUUGUUACCCGGAAAGUAAAAAAUAACCACUGCGCUUCCUGCAGUAAUUUGGCAAUAUGAGCCGUAAUUGCGUGUGGAUGUGACUAAGUCAAAGCAAAGCAGCAAUUUGUUCCUACUUCCAACAAUUAUGUCUAAUCGAUGCGUAAUUUAAGAUGGCCAUUAAGGCUGCCUCUGUUUCCUACGCUUUUUCUGGAGUAGUGCUAGGUGGAUGUUGGUUAUAGAAUAUAGCAGGCAUUACUUUUGGAGCGACAUACAUAAUACAGUUUGUAUAUACUCUGUGCAGCCCUGUCAAGCCAAAAGGUUGGACACCCAUGUCUGAGCCCAAACAGAACCAUUGUAUGCCACAAGGCUUCCUGUUUCAGCUGCUUUUUGUGCCAGCCUCACAAUGCUUAGGGAAGUAACCAGGCACCAGUGUUUUAAUACCUCAUGUGAAAAACACGUUAUCCAACUCAUCACUACAGUCACUUCAAGCUGUGUUUGCAUGAAGUCACACCUGUCCCUAUCUGAACAAUGCCUGUAUACCCUUGUGAACUACAUCCAUGAGACAGGAAGGUCCCCAGAUGAUCGCACAACCACACUCUCUCCUCUAGUUUUUCUGUUUCACUGGCCGUAGUAGGUAUAGCAAACCAUGUUCCAGAUCUAAAUACCUUGUUUCAGCGCCACUGAAAGAUUAGGAGCCAAACUCUAGCAGCCUUUCUGUUCCUCAUAGUCCUCUUAGACAGACACUAAAAUGGGAGCCACAUUUCCCCAAGACCCCAGUCUCCAUAAGUAGGGUCAGACUGGAGUUCUUGGCCUGGCUGUUGGAAUUGCUCUGUUCUGUUAUUAAUAAUUUGUUAGUUUCAGAUGGGACAGUUUUUUUUCCCUCCCGAACAGCUGUUUUGGUGUUUUGGUUUUAGGAGAAAGACAAGGUGGAUAAAUACACCAAUGCUUCUCGUUGUUGCUGAGAAGAGUUGUAAAGAGCCUGUUGCACUGUUGCUAAGCAGAGUUGUACAAAACCAAGGCUGUUCUCGUUUCUCAGCUCCUAUCAGCAAAAGGCUUAGGAGAAGGGAGGUGGCAAGGAGCUGGGAGGGGACAGCAUCAGAACAGCUGACUUAAUCUGGCCAGAGGGAUAUUCCAUACCAUGUGACAUCCUGAAGAAGGACUAUUGAAAGGAAUGGGAGUUCUUUCUCUCCCUUUUCCGCUGCUUAGAGGCUGGUUGGGCAUCAUUCGGCAGGUGGUGAGCAGUUGCUCACUUGUUAUAUAUGUUCACACAUAUAUGUAUUUCUAGUCUUGAGGUUAUUAAUUUUUCUCAUACAACUUCCAAAAUAUGUUUGACUCCCGCUGAGUUGUUUCUUUCUAUCAGUAUAUAAUUGAUGUGUGCAUAGAUGGUAACGUGUGGUGGGCCACAGGUUUCUGCUAAAAUCUUCACCAAGGCAUCAAGGGAAAUGGUAUAGGUAUAGGUAUUUGUAUGUCCCUACCUGUAUAUCUUAGCCUGUUGAAAACGUACAGUAUCCCUUUCAAAGUGAAGGCAAGUUUGGCUGUGUAGUGUUCUCAGUGGAAACAAAAAGCAUAUCCUUUGAUGCCAUCCAUGUGUGAGAUGUCCCUCAGAUUUGAGUAUUUAAUUCUGCAAUAUUUUGUACAGUUAAGGCAUUCGAUUGCCUGUAAUCAGUCAUAAGCCACCACUGUCUGUUCAGCUUUUUCACCAGACACCAGAAUUAAGCAAGGAGUAUGAGUGAUAAUAUCUCCUUUUCCCAAGUCUGUUACCACACUGUAGAUUCCUGUAAAGGUGGCCAACAUGGCCUUGAAAACCACUGAGGACCCAUGGGCAAGCUGUUCUGGUGCCCUCUGAUUCCUUCUAACAUCUAAGCUAAAUCUCUGAUCUUAUAGUUUAAAACUCUCCCUCCUUUUCCUAUCACUAUUAGACCAUGUAAAAUAUCAUUCCUCCUCACGCUUGUAAGCUCCCUUCAGUACUGGGAGGCUGUGAUGUGGUCUCCAAAGAGCCUUCUCUUCUCCAAGCCUAACAACCCCAACUCUGUCAGUCUCUCUUCAGAGAAGUCCUGCGCCAACAGCUCCAUAUCCUGUACUGGAGACUCAAGAUUUGGACACAGUUAUCCAGGCAGGGCCUCAUGAGGCAGAGUAGAGGAAGAUAAUCACCUUCCUCUCCCUGCUGUCCGCCCCUCUUUUUAGGUUUUGGUUUUCAGUCAUGAGAGUGUCCACCUGUGUCUCUGGUUUCUUUCAGUUUCCCACUUCCAACAAUUAACAGAACGUUGUGUGAAAACACCACACUGAGAUGCAGUGCUGAGGCAGUGUUGAGAUAUUCUUCUGAUGCCACAGGUGGUCAGAGGGCUAUGUAUGAAGGUUACCUCUUAUUAACGCCAUGACUUUAACAACUGAAAUAGGAGGAGUUUUUUCUCCAGAAAUCAACUGUAUAGCUCCUGAUCCUUCAUAUGAAAACCAGGUAUAUCAGAAAUUAAGUUAUGAAGAUCUCUCUCCAGAGGCAAUCCUGUGUCCAGAUACCUUUCUGGAGGAGAUAGGGACACCACAAGAUAUAUUUCAACAUGUUUUAGAAGAUUGCCAGAGACCCACUGUGGCUGUGGUUGACACAGAUAACAGCAUAAAGGAACAAUCCUCUAAUAAUGAUGAAGAUCUUUCAUUGUCAGACUUUGGGAAGAUUCUCAUAGAAUCAUGGUCACUCACUGAACAGAGCUUAGGGACUAGUGAACUUGAAAUCAGUGACUGGUUGAGAUCUCUUGGUGAUUCUGGGAGUUCUACAGUGAUAAACCCAUUAGAGUAUCCUGAUUGUGACUUUUUUAGUGAUGUACCAGCCGAUAAGAACAGUGAUGCUCUGCCAGUAGAGCUUGUGACUAAUCUGAAUUGUAUGUCAGGAUCUGUAUUACAGCCUGACACACCUGUAGUGCCCAGCAGGAGACAACUUAACACCGAAGAAGAGCAGGCAAAUUCAGAACAUGAGAUUGCCAGGCAACUGUGGGAUGACUGUGCACAGUUAACAAGCGUGCUUGAGCCUCAGCUUCCUGUGAUUCAGGCGAACAAAUCAAAAGCAUUAGCGAGAUCUAGCUUGCGGGGGACAACAUAUGAGCAGCUUGUGAGUGAUCAUCAGAAAAGGAAAAAAGUAAUUCCAAAUUAUUGGAGUGCUGCCUAUAAUGGAAAGCAAACUGGGAAGGGAAGUUCACAUUUAGCAGAGGCUGUUUUAUGUGCAGAAACCACUAAAACAACAUCAGGGAGAACAGUAGAGCUGAGGGAGACUUCAUCAGUAAGGUACAAAGGUAUUGUUUCCAGUCAUGAACAAAUGCCAGAAGGACUGCAAAAACUACCUCAUCGUCACACUAAGAGAAGUAAAGCUAAGUAUUUUAGUAAAAUUCAGAAAUCUUCUUCUAAAAACAAGCAAGGUCCAGAAAUCAACAUGUCCCAAGAAGUGUUUCAGAAUGAGGAUGGAAAAGCUGACAAGAGAAGGAGGAGCAAAAAAGUCAGAGAUAAAAUGAGUCAAGAAGUCUAUCAUGGGAGUUUCACAAAUUCUCAAUACUGUGUUAUGCUUUCAAGAAUAAAUAAGAGGAAUGCAUAUGGUGAGACCUUACUACACAGAGCUGAAGAUCUAAGUCACAUACAUACCCUAAUAAAAGCUGGUGCAAAUGUAGAUGAUAAGGAUUAUGCUGGUUGGACUGCACUACAUGAAGCAAGUUUAGAAGGCCAUCACCAGAUAGCAGAGGAGCUUUUGAAAGCAGGAACCAAUGUCAGUGCUAGAGGAUAUGAACAAGUAACACAAUUGCAUGAUGCAGUUAAAGAAGGCCAUUAUAAGGGACACUUACAAACAGAUGAGUCAGAACUAGCAUGUGCAAAUCCUACUGAUUUGGGUAGGGCAGACAUAUUGCAACAGACUAUUGAAAAUGAGGUGCAGAACACUUAUAUUAGUAUAUUGGAUGAUAGAACCAGCAGCACAGAAUGCACUCUUAAAAUAAAUACAGUGCGUGAGCUUUUGGCAACUACUGUUGAAGUGAGUUCUUCUGGAAGUCCUUCUAAUUCUACUUGUAGUGUACUGAACAUCAGUGAGCAAAAGGCUCCACGGCCAGAAAUAAGAGGGGGAAUCCUGCUUAAUGCAGAAGAAAGCACUGGAGGAUGUCACAUGGAGGAAACAAAAGAUGCUCACAGUUUAGAGAUGUUGUUCAGAGCUUUAGAACUCCAUGACAAUAAAAUACAUCAAAUUAAACAGAAGAGACGAGAUCGUAAGGGCACCAACUCAAAGUCAGAUAAAGGAAGAUUUGCUGGAAUGGGUGGAACAGAAGGCACAGAAAAGAAUAAAGAAGGAGGUGGAAAGAACAUUGUGCUCAUGCAAUUCUCUGAAGUCGCAGUCCAAACGAAAAGAUUAAGGUUAGACCCACAGGAGACGAGACAAAAGACAGACUUGUGUUCUGGUGUAAGGAAAAACAAGCUUUCAUCUACACGUUCAAAAUUCAAUCAAGCAUCAGCACAGCAAACAUCUAAGAAACCAGGUGAGACAAAGAAGACAAAGAAGAAGAGUGCAACAGGAGAAACGAAGCUGCAUAUUGCUGCUAGGAGAGGAAAUUUAUCUUUGGUGAAAAGUCUGAUAUCAUCUGGAAUUCCUGUAAAUGAGCAGGACAAUGCAGGUUGGACGGCAAUUCAUGAAGCUUCUGCACGUGGAUUUACUGAUGUCAUCUCAGAAUUACUGAAGGCUGGUGCUGAUGUUAACAUCAGAGGUCUGAAUGGUAUUUUGCCAAUACAUGAUGCUGUUUAUAUCAAUUCUUUGGAGGCAGCCAGGAUUCUGCUACAACAUGGAGCAAAUCCCUGUGAGAGGAACGAUUCUGGGAAAAGUGCUUUGGAUGAAGCUUAUGAUGAUAAAAUGAAAGAACUGCUUAUGUCUUAUUGUUCUGUUCAAUACGUUCUUCCUGUUGAAACUGGUGAUGUUACAGUUGCAGAGUGGAACCACUGUAGGUCAAGGAGGCAAAAGAGUGUUUGUCUUAAGUUCUGUGAAAAUGGUGACAUGUCUUUGGAGCCACAAAGUGAGAAAUACAGUGUGAACACUGCUUCUGCCAUACAAGAUGUUGAGAAGAAGCAAAAAGAACUGUUUCUACUUGAACUGAGAACUUCUGAAGAUGCAGAUGUGUUUACCCAAGGCCUGUCUCAGAUAGAAGGUACUCUGAAUAAAGUGUUUGCAGAACAGAAAGCAGACAGGGAUGCCCUUGCUAAAAAAUACAGGGCUUCAACAGAAUCUUUUAACGAAGGAGCUCAGCAAGAACAAGUGGCUAACCUCUCUUCUAGGCAAGAGAAUUUGUUGACUCUUGUCCAAAACCAGAAGAAAUUACUCCAGAAAAUAGAAAAUUACAGAAAAACAAACCAAGUGUUCAGAGCAUCAGAUUCAGAGAAGCAAAUUGUGAAUCUCGAUGUAGUUACAUUUGCUAUGGGGCUUGAUGCCAGCAUACCUCAUGAAAACAGAGUAAAAGCACAUCUCUCUUCAGAAAAUAGAUUUUCAGCUCAGGAAUGCAACCAGUAUCCAAACAACCGCUUGGCUGAGACAGAAGCUAACAAAGAAGCAGUAAGAAGCAAAGUGAUUUCUGAUAGUACUUCAGCAUCUGAAAACCCGAAAAGAAAAUAUUACUUCUAUGACUUGUCAAAGUUGACAAAUGCUAUGGAGCUAUUGCUAUUGCCUUCAAAACCUGCUGCUUCCACUGCUAAAAACAGGUGUUUGCAGCAAAAAGACAUCGAUCAUAUAGCAGUUGGAGAGCAAGGAAACAAGUCAUUAGAUCUCAUUUCAGUGACCAACACAUUAAAUAGUCCAGAAGCCCAAAGCACUGUUACCAGUAACAGUGUUUGUCAGCCAGGUGGUGACUGUCAGCAGGUUCUUGCAGAUGAGGGUAUACACAGAUACAUAAAUAAGAAAGAAGCUUUCCAGCAGCACCAGCAAGUAAUGGCAUCAGCAUCCACAGAUAACUUUCCUAACCUGCAUCCAGUGUUCUUUCAGAGUUGUGGGAACUCAUGUGAUGCAGAAUCAAUAGCUGCAAAUUUUACAUCAAACACAGAUUAUCCAGUAAACCUUAGUGAGAAGACUUUCCAGAGCUAUGUUUACAAGGAAUGUGAGCAAAAACGAAGGAAGUGUGCGAGAAAAAGAAAAAAAAAGCUACAGCUGAUAGAUCUUCUCGAGUUGGGAAGGAUUAAGCCAGGAGAAAAUGUUUUGGAAUUCACACUGAUGGGAUUCACUUGCAAAGCCACGCUCUUAACAAAUGGCCAGAUCAAAACAAGUGAGAACAAAAUAUUUCAGAAUCCAGUUCAGUGGGUUAAAGACCUACUAGGAAGUGAUAUUUAUGUGACAUGGAAGUAUGCAUGGAACAAGGUUGCUUAUCGUGGGACACAAUUGUCAAAGCUACUUGUUGAAGAUGCACCUGUUUCUAACGACCUCGAAAUACCAUCACAACAGAGAGAGCUUGCAGAAAAUGUGAAAACAUUUCCGUGCGCUGAAAGAGAAGCAGCUGAAAGUCUCCCCAUUGCCAGAGAAUUAAAGACAGGCUUCUCUGUCCAGUUCAACUCAGUAGAAAGUCUGACGUGUUUUCUUCAUUUCACUGAGUUAUUCGUCGUACGAACAGAGGAGUUUCUACCAUGGCCUGUGAUGGAAGAGCACUGGAAUUUCUACAGAGCAUGUGAAGAUUUUGGAUUCUGAAGUCUUCUUAAGUGCUAACAUGUUUUUCUUCCAUCAUCGUUUAGUUCUAAAUGUACAAAUGUUUGCUUCAAAGUGCUUUGUUGCUAUUGUUUUGACAAAUCAUUUGCACUGCGCUUGGAAUGGUCUGAAAGAUCGUUUGGUUAAACUGCAGAGUACUUUGUAGCAGGUGGGCAUAACUGUCACUAUCAAAUUUUAUGCUUUAAUGUUCCGAAAUGGACAGGGCUUGUUGUCCACUGCUCCACCAAUUGUAUUCUGUGUUGCCAGUUUUGUAUGAAACUCCACUGAUUUCUGUGGCUUUUUAUCCUCUCAUGCUGGACUGUGCCAGAUAGAUAUCAACACUGAUGGCCACUUGUUACAUCUCAGUGUUGAACUAGUCUCCCCAAGCAUGUGCUGUCAGAAGUGGCUGCAAGAGUUUGUGUAAUAACACAAGCAAAAAUCAAGAUGGGCAGCUUUGAACAAUCACCAGCAACUCUGCUUUGUGAUGCUUGGUUAUAUACAAACAAUUGAGAAUGGGAUGUAUGCUGGGAGUUAGAAGAGGGCUCUUAGUCUUUGAAAAUACUCAUGGAAAUUCAGUUGUUGAUUCAACCAAAUCCAUCUGACAGUCAAAAAAUGUGCCAGCACAUGACAGGAUGCACAGUGAGACCAAUUCUGGUAAAUGAGUUUUUCAGUUUAGUAGCAUCCUGGAUUUUCAGCCCGAUUUCUGGAGGAUUUCUGUUUGUUUUGAUUUUGCACAGUAUGAAUCUGCCUCGGCAGUGUGCUUAUAAUACAUUUGACUGCAAGGAGAAUUAUCUGUAUUCAAGUGGUGUUCUAACUCUUUCAUUCCCUGAGUUGUAAGAAGACUUGAGAUAAUAACACCUACUACUCCUAACUUGAGUGAAUGGGGUGAGAAAUACCUCCUGUCAAUACGUAACAUACUCAGCUUGCUAUUUGGAGUGUGAAGAGCUGUUCUGCAGGGAUUUGAUUAGUGUCUUAAACAGGAGAAGGUUUAGGGGGGGAGUGAGAGGCUUUCUGAUGGUCAGAGAGUUAAUACUGUGCCUGAGGAUGCAUGAGCAAUCAUUGCCCGUUAGGCUGUAAGGAUUAAAAGGAAAAAAAAGAAAAAAAAAAAGAAAGAAAGAAAAAAAAAGCAACCCAAGUGCCUUGAAGCCAGAGAAAGUUAAAGGCUACUGAGUGAUGGGUAUUUAGUAAAGGUCAGUUUGCAUGCAGGAAGUAAACAGAACAUUCCCACAGCUGCUGCAGCAAAACAGACCUGAAGGAAAACUGGUCUAAGGGAGAUGUUCAUUCAGCUACUGCUGCUUGGAGCAUCCUUGGAGAAGGAAAGUAGUUUUUCAUCAAAGGUGAAAGAUUUUUGACUGUACAAGUUACUGUUAAAGCCACUUAUAUGUUGUUUGACAUCUCUCCUGUGUUACAAAUUGUUUAAUAAAAUUAUAAUGAAAAACUGG
Messenger RNA from Coturnix japonica (Japanese quail), 8400 nucleotides. NCBI's taxonomy places the organism in Eukaryota, Metazoa, Chordata, Aves, Galliformes, Phasianidae. The record is from RefSeq and is a predicted model, not a curated record.